GUGAGACGUUAUCUCUCUCUGCCGCUUUGCCACGGGGGCCCCCCUUCACUCUUUGUAGCUCCGGCGGAUAAGCCACGUGGGCGCUGCCAGGAACGCAUUUGGCCACUUCUUCACAACUGUUGAUAACCAUGAGUGUGGGCUUCAUUGGCGCCGGGCAGCUUGCCUUUUCCCUGGCCAGGGGUUUCACUGCAGCAGGGAUCUUGGCUGCUCACAAGAUAACAGCAAGUUCACCAGACACUGACCUCCCAACAGUAGCAGGCCUGAGGAAAAUGGGUGUGAAUUUCACAAUGAGCAACAAAGAGACGGUUAAAAACAGUGAUGUCCUGUUCCUGGCGGUGAAACCUCCCAUAAUUCCCUUCAUCCUGGAUGAAAUUGGUGAAGAUAUAGAGAACCGGCAUAUUGUGGUCUCAUGUGCUGCUGGCGUCACUAUCAGCUCCAUUGAGAAGAAACUCUCUGCCUUCUGCCCCACCCCGAAAGUGAUCAGGUGCAUGACGAACACCCCAGUGAUUGUGCGGGAAGGGGCCACUGUCUAUGCCACGGGGACCCAUGCAGAGGUGGAGGAUGGAAAGCUCUUGGAGCAGCUGAUGGCCAGCGUGGGCUUCUGCACAGAGGUGGAAGAAGACCUGAUCGAUGCUGUCACUGGGCUCAGUGGCAGUGGCCCUGCUUAUGCCUUCACAGCCCUGGAUGCCCUGGCAGAUGGAGGGGUCAAGAUGGGCCUUCCUCGAAGGCUUGCAGUCCGGCUGGGAGCCCAGGCUUUGCUGGGAGCUGCUAAGAUGCUACUGGAUUCUGAGCAACAUCCUGGGCAACUGAAGGACAACGUUUGCUCACCAGGGGGUGCCACCAUCUAUGCCCUGCACUUUCUGGAGAGUGGGGGCUUCCGCUCCCUGCUCAUCAAUGCCGUGGAGGCAUCUUGCAUCAGGACAAGAGAAUUGCAGUCCUUGGCUGACCAGGAGAAAGUCUCCCCAGCGGCCAUCAAGAAGACUCUACUGGAUAAAGUGAAACUGGAGUCUUCCUCUGGCAGCAAGGUCAGCUUAUUCAACAACAAGAACCCGGGAAGCAAGAAGAACUAAGGAGGGAAGCCUUGGCCUUGUCUGGCCACUGCUUUUCUUCCUUUUGGAAGGAAAUCUGUAGUUCAAGCCAUUUGGGGGUGGGAGGGGGGGCUGUCCUGGACUCAAGACUACAAGAGCAAGGGACUGCUAGCUUCCAGAUCUGAUUAGUGGAGAGUAAUACUGUAGGAAGACCAGCAUUUCUGGGGGCCAGGAGGAUGAGCCGAGAGGUACCCAUUCUGCUGGCUAGGUGACUCCUCUAAACGGAACUGUUUAGGAGGUAUUCUGCCCUGUAUCCCUGCAAAAAACUUGCAAGGUUGAUUAACUUGGAAGGCUAUGACUGGUCCAGAAAGCUUCAGGAUUAAGCAAGGAUAUAGACCCAGGUAGUCCCAGGCAGUGUUGCUCUCUUAUGGCUCUUAGAUCAGUGGCCAAGCAGGUUCCUUGCAUCCUGGUAGUUAUCAUGUACAGUGGUGCCUCGCAUAAUGAGCGCACUGUACAAUGACGAAUUCGCAUAGCAACCCCUUUUUUGGGAUCG
Molecule: messenger RNA, 1581 nt
Organism: Pogona vitticeps (central bearded dragon)
Lineage: Eukaryota; Metazoa; Chordata; Lepidosauria; Squamata; Agamidae
Gene: PYCR1
Product: pyrroline-5-carboxylate reductase 1
Biological process (GO): L-proline biosynthetic process
Molecular function (GO): pyrroline-5-carboxylate reductase activity
Source: RefSeq, a predicted model, not a curated record